GCAGCUAUGGUGUAUCCCACCCACAGAGUGCAGCACAACAAGGAGCCACAGGGCUGCAAAGUAACGGAUUCUAAAACUUCAAACUUCUAUUUCUAACAAAUCGACUCCAGGAGACUCGGGACGCGAAUGAUCGACGGCUCCUCCAGAAGCGCUUUGCAGAGUCAGAGCUGCACAGAUCCGAGUGAAUCAUCAAGUGCCAUGUCCGUGCAGACAUCAUGUCUGAGCUCAUCCCAUCACCCAGGACUCUGCUGGACUGGUGCAGAGUCACGUGCACCAGUUACCCCUCCGUGGAAAUAAGCAACAUGUCCACCUCAUUCAGGGAUGGACUCGCAUUCUGUGCCAUCAUCCACAGACACAGACCGGACCUGAUAGAUUUCCGCUCCCUCUCCAAACAUGAUGUUUAUCUCAAUCACAAACUGGCGUUUCAAGUUGCAGAAACAAAGCUGGGCAUCCCUGCGCUGCUGGACCCAAAAGAACUGGUCUCCACCCGGGUCCCCGAUUGUUUGAGCGUCAUCUCGUACCUUUCAUACUUCUACUGCGUCUUCAACAGGACGACUCAGGCAGGUUCCUCUGGUUCGAGAUCAUCGCUCGUCUUCAACAAGAGUAAAACUCCUGAUGGUCUCAAACCCCUGAAGAGCUCGACUCAUCUGGAAACCGAUCGUUUGUCCGCGAGGCCUCGGACGGUGUGUCAUCUGUGUUUCAAGCCCGUCCACCUCAUCCAGAGACAUCUGAUCGACGGGAAGGUCUUUCACCGCAGCUGUUUCAGGUGCAAACUGUGCCACAGCACUCUCUUACCAGAGCAGUACACACAGGGCAGUGACGCUGCCUCCUUCAUCUGCAGCGACCAUUUCACAGACAGUAAAAUCACUCAUGUGGACCUUAGACAGAAAACUGGAUCUGCUGAGGAUCGUCCCAAACGUGUCCCUCAGUCAGGCUAUGUGUCUUUGUGUGGAUUGGCUGUCUCCAGCGUCCCUCAUUACACUGAGACAACAGAGUCACGGGACAGACCGGUUUGGGAAGCAGCAGAGGCGCAGGAGAGGAGCGACUCAGCUGCUGGACUGAAGAACAUGUCGAAGACGCCAGCCCCUCCUCAUCUUCCUACACCUCAUCCUCCUCGUCCUCCUCCACCCAGUGAAGGGUCAGCCGCAGGGGCUGGAAAAGAUGAAGCUGCACCUCUUCAGACAGAUGGCGAGACACAACAAGAAGCCUCAGAGACUCACCAGCCGCCUGAACCCUCCUCACCGUGUGGACGAGUGACGGAAGGAAGCGGUCGGCAGGUUCCAGCACCGAGAGGAAUAUCCGACUCAUCCGUGGUCCCUGUUCCUGCACCGAGGACCAGAGCCUCCCAGACAACAACCAGCUCCCCCACUGCUGGUAAUCCCUCCAACCAGAGUAAAUCUCCACUCAGGUCUUCUCACGUAACCAGCCCAACCUGCAGCAGCUCUACAUUGAAACCCAGCCAUCCAUGGAUGACCAUCAUUCACCCGGGACCCUGGACCCAGCUGCCUCCCGCUCCCCCCCCGGUGCCCACUCCUCGGACCAAAUCUGUGUCUAAACGUCAGGGUCCCUGGUACGGAUCCAAAGUGACACCCCCCAAUCCAUUUGAGGAGUACAUGAAGGAGGAGGAGGAGGCUCUGAAACCUGAGUCCUCAGUGGAGGUGCUCCUUUCAGAGAGUCAGGGCAGUUUGGUAAAGAUCAUCGGAGCCACAGAGGUGAUUGUUCGAUCUGAUGAAAAUACUAAAUCGGAUGUAAACCUGCUGGAUGAACAGAUUCCAGCUGAGAGACCAGAUUACAAAGAGGCUCCACCAGGGGGAGCGAGCAUGGAGACGUCCAGCGAACCGGCUGCAAACUCGGGUCAAAUCCCUUCAACACAUGUGGGUGAAAACGGAGGGACGUGUGGUUCACAACCAGAUGUGACUGAAGCAGCUGCAUCGCCACAUGUUGAUCCAGAUGAGGGUCAGAGUCCUGUUUUACCCAGAAGUCUCUCUGUGCCCGUCAUCACGUCGGUCCACUCUCAAGGUUCCUCGCUGCCGGGCGGUCUAGGGAGUGAAUCAGCCUCCGGGUGGCAAAGUAAGCCGGCCUGCAGAGAGAAUCCUUUUGAUCGAAAUCCCACGAUGAUCAAGUCAAAGACUUUCCAGGCGCUGACGUCUCAACGGGCGCCGGCUCCUGGACACGGCUUCCCUCUCAUCAAGAGGAAGGUGCAGUCGGACCAACAUGUUUCUACAGAAGCGCUGCAGACGGAGAUGAGAGAGGUGGAGAAACGUCUGGAGGCUCUGCAGCUCAGAGGAGUGGAGCUGGAGAAGAAUCUGAGAGACGGCAGAAACGAUAAAGAGGAGGAGCGAAUGCUGAUGGAGUGGUUCUCCCUCCUCCAUGAGAAACAAGCUCUGGUGCGCAGAGAUACCGAGCUGCUUUAUCUGACAAAGCAGCAGAAGUUAGAGGAGAGACAGGCGGAUGUGGAGUAUGAGCUCAGAUGCAUCCUGAAUAGACCUGAGACGGACUGGAGUCAGGAGGACCGGGGGCGGGAGCAGCGGCUGAUGGACGAGCUGGUGGCCAUCAUCGAGCAGAGGAACCAGAUCAUCAGCAGCCUGGAUGUGGACAGGCAGAGGGAAAGAGAAGAAGAUGAACUUCCAGAGGACAAGAAGAAGAACAAAGCGCUCCAGAGGGAGGAGCUGAAGGAGCUGAAGGAACUGAAGAAGGCAAAAGGAAAGUUCAAGCCCACAAAUGUUUUCAAGAUGCUCAACCAUAAAGCAGAAAGCAUCAAGGGCUCCACAGACAAAAAGAGCUGAUGUACAAACAUGAGAUGUUUUACAGAUGCAAAGUUCUCUUAAAUAACAGAGUCGUUUUAUGGUUUUAGAUUAUGACGGUGUUAAUAUUUAUUUUUACCACAGAUAAUGAUUAUCAUAUGAGAUAUGAUAAUAAUAAUAUGAAGAGCAGAACUAUAGUGUAGACAAGAUGAAAUCUAAUUUUCUAUCUCUGCUAAUUUUUCAACUGGUAUCAGUGUACAUUUUCUAUGUUGCUGUAUGCAGCCAAUAUUAAUGUUUCUUUAUUUUGUUACAUACUUGUCUUUGUAGAAGUAAGCAAUAAAAUAUUUAUUU
Platichthys flesus (European flounder) is the source of this 3095-nucleotide messenger RNA. Its product is annotated as MICAL-like protein 1. Lineage: Eukaryota; Metazoa; Chordata; Actinopteri; Pleuronectiformes; Pleuronectidae. The transcript has 16 exons. The coding region runs from base 216 to 2786 and encodes 856 amino acids. Gene Ontology annotation, molecular function: protein binding. The record is from RefSeq and is a predicted model, not a curated record.